Messenger RNA from Nicotiana tabacum (common tobacco), 2552 nucleotides. Its product is annotated as NAC domain-containing protein 7-like. NCBI's taxonomy places the organism in Eukaryota, Viridiplantae, Streptophyta, Magnoliopsida, Solanales, Solanaceae. Gene Ontology annotation, molecular function: DNA binding. Gene Ontology annotation, biological process: regulation of DNA-templated transcription. The record is from RefSeq and is a predicted model, not a curated record.
UCACUCUCUCUCUCUCUCUCAAUCUAGCUCUUUGAUCAAAGAAAAAAUACAAAAAGCGUGAAAGUACAAAAGCUUUUUAAAAAAAUAUAUAUUUUUUGUCUCCAUCGCUAACUGGUGGUGGUGGAGAAACCAGUGUGCUUCAGCCUCAGCCACCAUUUUUUCCGCCUCCCAAAUCUUUUUGCAAUGAUCUUAGCUUUCUGUUCAAGAGAUAAGGUGAUAGAAAAUAUAUAGUAGUAGUAAUUGCUUUUAUAUAUAGAGAAAGGAAGAAGAAAAGAAAGAAAAAAGAAUGAUCUAUCAUAUAUAGGACCUUUACAUUCUCGUUUGCAUAUUUUUCAGUCAUUCUUUUGAAACCCUAUUGUUUCUAGCUCAUCUUUUUCUUUCCUCUUCAGGAAUAAAAAGGUGUUUGUUUUUCUUCCCCUUUUUCAUCUGCUCUUACUUUUCUUUGGGAUCUGAUCAUUUUAUGAGGACCAUAAGGUUUUAUGAGAGUUAGAGUUAUUCAAUUCCCGAGGUGGGAAUUAGUAUAAAGAUAUAAAAACCUCUCAAACAUUGCUUCUCUUUUUGUCUGCUUCAGUGUAUUUAUUCAGAAGUUGAAAUAGAGUGGAGGCAAAAACAACCAUUUUCUACAUAUCCCUUUAUAGUGAGUUGGAUUAUAUUGAUCUGAAAUCUGAAUAGAAGAGUUGAAAGAAUCAGAUCAAGGGAAGAACAACUCUAGAGGAUCAUUAUAAAGGUCUUGAUUUGUGGAGGAAAGACAUGAAUUCCUUUACACAUGUUCCUCCGGGUUUUAGAUUCCACCCCACAGAUGAAGAAUUAGUUGAUUAUUAUCUCAGAAAAAAGAUUGCUUCAAAAAGAAUCGACCUUGAUGUUAUUAAGGAAAUUGACCUUUAUAAAAUCGAGCCAUGGGAUCUUCAAGAACUGUGCAAGAUAGGAACUGAGGAGCAGAGUGAUUGGUACUUCUUUAGUCAUAAAGACAAGAAAUAUCCAACUGGAACUCGCACAAAUAGAGCUACAAAAGCAGGAUUUUGGAAAGCUACUGGAAGAGAUAAGGCUAUUUAUCGUAAGCACAUUUUGAUUGGAAUGAGAAAAACCUUGGUAUUUUAUAAAGGCCGAGCACCAAAUGGACAAAAAUCCGAUUGGAUAAUGCAUGAGUACAGACUUGAAACAAAUGAGAAUGGCACUACUCAGGAAGAAGGUUGGGCAGUGUGUAGAGUAUUCAAGAAAAAAUUAGCAACAACAAUGAGGAGAGAAGGAGAGCACGAGUCACUAUGUUGGUAUAACGAUGACCAAGUUUCUAAUUUCAUGCCAGAUUUCGACUCUCCACGUCGUUUUCCAAAUCCAUAUUCUGCAACUGCAUACCACAAUCCUCACUUAGCUUACACCAAUAAUAUGCAGCAGCCUCCUAAUGAUGCAUUUCUCCAACUUCCUCAAUUAGAGUCACCCAAAGUACCUCAAUCUUAUGGAAGCAAUUUGAAUCAAAUGGUACUGCCCAACUCAAUUUAUAACACUAAUAACAACUAUGAUCAUCAAGCAGUGGAUCAAGUGACCGAUUGGCGAGUACUCGAUAAGUUUGUUGCAUCUCAAUUAAGUCAAGAAGAUGGCUGCAGCAAAAUGGAGACAUCUGCUGUUGCUUGCUCUAGCUCUCCAGCUUCUGAACAAAUGAAUCUGCAGCUUCAAAAUGAUUUUAAGAGUCAAGAAAUGGCUUCAGAACUUGCCUCAAGUUCCCAAGUUGAUCUCUGGAAGUAAUGUCACUCUAUAAGUAUAUGCUAAAUCAUAGAAAAUAUAUGAUGCUUGGACUUAAUAUUCUUAAUUGCCUCAGUUUCUGUACAUAAUAAAACUCAAAUUAAAUGUGAUGUAUUAAUGGUCGGCAUCCUGCUAAAAGUUUGUAUGUUCUAUACGAGGCAACCAGUAUUUAAAAGGAAAAAAAACUAAAGAGGACUUUCUAAUACGUAUAUAAAUUUGUAUUCUGAAGACAAAAGUAAGCUGUCCCUGAUCUUCUGGCAUUUCUGGGAUGUUGGAUAAUGUAUUUUCAUUAGUGCAGCACUCAUAUUGCUCUACUACGUACUUUCUUUUUUACAAAAAAGAUUAGUUUGGACCAUUCUUGAUUUGGUGUAUCAUUCUUGUACACAAGUUAUGAUAAUAGUUUUUGUAUCUUUCCAAUUUUAUCGAUGUCUCUAAAGGGGCCACAUUGUUCUACUUAUGAAAUUGAGUGAUCUCGAAAAAUCUUUGUGUGAUAUAUAUACAUGAGCCAAAGGUUUAUCGAAAAAAGCCUAUCUAUCUUCACAAGGUAGGAGUACGGUCUGAGUAAGCUCCUCAAUUGUGAGACCGCACUGUGUAUGUUGUUCUUGUUGUUGUUGGAUUGAAAGGUUAACAAUGCAUCUUUUUCCACCACAACCGCAAAAAUUUAGAUGAAAAUCUCCAGCUGAUGGAACUAAAGAAUUUGUUGGGAAAUACUAAGCUGACAAUGAGAACCUCCCGUUUAGUCUAAUCCAAAGAAGAAAUUGAUCCUGAUGACAUUUCUAAGUAAUAAUUCUAAGUCACUUUUGGUUGUAGAGGUA